Molecule: messenger RNA, 1251 nt
Organism: Diospyros lotus (date-plum)
Lineage: Eukaryota; Viridiplantae; Streptophyta; Magnoliopsida; Ericales; Ebenaceae
Product: BAG family molecular chaperone regulator 4
Exons: 5
Coding region: 121-1002 (293 amino acids)
Biological process (GO): protein stabilization
Cellular component (GO): cytoplasm
Molecular function (GO): protein-folding chaperone binding; adenyl-nucleotide exchange factor activity
Source: RefSeq, a predicted model, not a curated record
UUCUCCCAAACCCUUCCAGCAUUCAUUGUCUUGCUUAAACUAACCAACCACUUUGUCAAAAACCCCAAUUUAGCUGUUCACCCGACAGUAUUUUCUCAAUCGCUUGUUCCGGGAUUUGGAAUGAAAGGAUCAAAUUUCAGAGAGCCAGUGGUCGACGGCAAUGAGGAUAUCGACUGGGAGGUGAGACCCGGCGGCAUGCUUGUGCAGAAGAGAGACGCCGGCGACGGCGAUCACGUUCACGCUGGCGGUGGUGGUCCUGCAAUCAAGAUCAACGUCGUUCACGGGUUGAACCGGCUGGACCUUGUUGUUCCUUCCCAAUCCACUUUUGGGGAUCUGAAAAGGUAUAUUGCCAAAGAAAAUGGUUUGGAGCCUGAUCAACAAAGAUUAUUGUUCAGAGGAAAGGAGAAAGAGGAUCAAGAGUACCUGCACUUGGUGGGUGUGAAGGAUAACGCCAAGGUGCUACUCAUGGAAGAUCCAAGAAGCAAAGAGAAGAUGCUUAAAGAAGUGAAAUGCAUUGAGUCUUCGAGUGCUUGUUCAACCACUGGUGAAGCCAGACAAGAGCAAGUUGAGGAGGUAAAGAGCAGUAAUCUACCUAGAGACUUUGCGGCUGUGGCUGAAGUCAGAGCAGAGGUCGAUAAGCUUGCUGAACAGGUGACUGCUCUGGAAGCAGCUGUGUCUGGUGGGACUAAGGGUGGAGAGAAGGAAUUUGUUGUUUUAGGUGAGUUACUAAUGAGGCAGCUGCUGAAAUUGGAUAGCAUUGAGGCUGAAGGAGAAGGGAAAGUGCAAAGGAAGCUUGAGGUGAAUCGUGUUCAGAGCUUGGUGGAUAAAGUGGAUUCACUGAAGGCAAGAAACUCAAAUCCAUUCAGCGGCGGCAGCAGCAGCAAGACCGUCUCUGUAACGACAAAAUGGGAGACCUUCGGUUCGGGCAUGGGAAGCCUCAGUGCCCCUUCGCCCAUGCCAUCUUCUACAAAAGUGACUGAAGAUUGGGAAGUCUUUGACUAGCUAGUAUCUGUUCUGGAUUUUGUCUUGAAAUACAGAACUUGAGCUGCUUGGAAUGCUAAAUUAAUCCGCUCCAGUUUUUAGUUCAUUUUACAUUUUUGUCGCUGAACUAAAGAAUUCUAAGGAUAUGGACAGUUUAGGCCCCAAAUCAUUGUAGUUUUAAUUGCUCAUGGUGGCUUUCCUGCGAUGAUAUAUGAUUGACAAAGGUUUCACCUUUUGCUUUGUAAAUAAAAUCCAUAUCAAACCCGCUUA